Molecule: messenger RNA, 3867 nt
Organism: Anopheles coustani
Lineage: Eukaryota; Metazoa; Arthropoda; Insecta; Diptera; Culicidae
Exons: 8
Coding region: 1-3867 (1288 amino acids)
Source: RefSeq, a predicted model, not a curated record
AUGAACGCGCAGUCCCGGGCGCACCGGAAACCGCCGGACGUGGAGGAAGCCCUGUCCUCCAUGCUCUGGACGCCGUACGACAACAAUCUGUCCGAGUCGGACUCGUCGGACGAGUCGGAGGUGCUGCAUCGGCUCAACAAUAACUAUGCCUUCCUCGGCCCCGGAGCAAACCGCGACCACCGACGCCAUCCACAUCGUCAGCAGCAGUCGCUGAUGCGAAGAAGUCUGUCCGCGUGGAGCUACCGCACGAGGGCGACGGCGGGCGGUAAGGGGGGUCCGGGCGAGCUGCAGGCGGGGAACCGCUUCAGCUAUCCGUACUACGAUCCAGCCGCGCUCGGCACUCUCGGUUGUCUUUCCGGUGGCUGGGACGGUGGUGGCUUCGGUAAUAACAACAACAACCACGUCGACGGUACCGUUGCCGGCUACGACUCCUGCUACGGCUCCGCCUACGACACCCCGGUGACCGCAAGUUCCUACGCAAGCAUCCACGGGCCGGGCCGGCAUCGGGCACCCUGGCAGACGGUGCAGACGCCAGCGCACGAUGCCGAGAAGCGACCGUACCUGCAGCUGCAAACACCGUUCGUCGGCCGGUGGCACCGGGCGCCGGGGUUGGAGGGCCCGGCGCCGGGGGUUUCACCACUGGAGACAUCUUCCCUGCCGUUCAGUCUGCUCGCCCUGGACAGCUCGAGGGCGGCGGGGGGCACCGGCAGCGGGGACGGGUUUGCUGACAGCUACCGAGACGAUUAUCAGGUUUAUCCACCCGGUAAUGGCAAUGGCAACAUCGGCCGCACCAACAACAAUCCCAUCGGUGACGACGGCGGUACCUGUAACAAAAGCACCAACAAUGGCAGUGGCGACAGUGGGAGCGCUAGCAACAGUUUGUGCAUAAUUUCCGCAAUGCUUAAGCCGGACGCGCACCUCGGCGGUAGCAGCGUCGGAGACCUACAUUUGGCCGCAGCAACCAGCAUAGGCCAGCCAUCAUCCGCGGCGGCUCAACUGCAGCAUCAUCGGUGGUUGCAUCGGAAAAGUGCAAGCACGUGCUUGGUGGUGGCGCAGGACGGGACGCAACUGGCCGACCGUGGACGACCAGGUCAAGAUGCAGUCGAUCCGAUCGCACGCACACCAGUGCGCCAGCGCGCAGAAGGAGGGGAAAAAGAACCCGUCGAACCGUGCGCGCUCCUCAGCGGACUCAGUAGUGUGCGGCAAGCGAACGGAGAAACAUCGUCGUCGUCUUCGUCGUCGUCGUCGUUGUCGCUAGCGCCGUCGUGGACCACGACGUCCGGUAGUGCGCAAAAGGAUCGUGCCGUUGUUGUUGUUGACGUUGCGUCUAGUGGUGGUGGUGGUGGUGCGGAAGGAUCGUACGGAAGGAGCUUCCCGGAGAAGCGGCCGGAGGCGAUGCGGCUGAACGUUCCGGCGGCCGGUCUGGCCGAGGGCAGCCGGACAAGCGUCUACAUACCCUCGUCCUCCCAGUGUCAGUCCUCCACGUCGAGUGCGGAUGGCGCUGGUGGUGGUGGUGGUGGUGGUGGCCUCCAAGCGCUCACGAUCCAGGUGAACCGGUUGGAUCCAAACAAUCAGCAGCAGAACGACGUCGUCAACAACCCGUCGUCCGGCGUGAGCAUCGUGAGCUGCUACCGGGCGGCGGCCAGUGUUGGCGCUAGUGGCGUCCAGACGCAGCCGGAAGGAUCGGUGCGUGCAGAUAAUGGCGUUCGGGGGGAGCCAGUGUUGGUGGGCGGUGACGGACGUGUCACCGGUGGUAGUGUUGUGCUUGAAAAAAGUGCUGUAAAUACGAGUGUUGCCUCUCCGGAGCAAAUGGUUCAAGUUUCUAGUGGCCCCGAGUGGCCGACAGUGCGCGGGCAGGGUGACGAUCCGCCAGCUUCCGCCGAGGGGCAACAAGAAGCUGGCGGUGGUGGUGGUGGUGAUGGUGUACCGAGUGUUUGUGCGGGUUCUGCUGGCCCUCCGCGUACCUAUACAUCGACCGAGGCGCAAACGGAUGACGCGAUCCAGGUGCAGCCUCAACCGCUUCAGCAGGCUCCGUCUCUUCAGCUGCACUCGGCGGCGGCAGCGGCAGGAGUCGGCCCGUACGGGGCGGCUGGCGGAGGACCCGAUCCAACCACCCUGCUCGGGGUGCACGUUGGCGGGGCACUGCUGAUGGGCGCCCCUCCACCCGCUCUCGGGCCAGUCCCGGGACUUCCGCCCGGGGGUUCGGAGUUUAGCACGCGCGAACACCGUCGACGGGAGAGACGCGAGCGGCGGAUGGCACGCAACCGGCUCCAGCAUAUCCACCCGCUCGAGCCCCCGCCACCCCCGGGCGGGCCCGGCCUCCAUCACCGGUCGCCGCCGCCCAUCGAGAUCAUCCCCGACAUUCUGCACAGCCAUCUGCCCCCGCCGUACACCACGCUGCCCAUGGGCGCCUCCCUGAUCCCGCAGAUGAUUCCGGCGAACUCGGCGGCGGCGGCUGUGGCGGCCAUACCGGUCCGGGCGGCCGACGACUGCCGCUACACGUUUCCGAUUCCGAUCAUGCGAAGUUCACCGUCGGAACGGUCACGGAAAGGAUGCUGCGGCCACUGGUUCGCCGGACCACCACUGAGGGCGCUGAUAGCGGUGGUGGCCCUCGGAGGGGUGGCCUGCGCGUUGGGCGGUGCCGCCCUCGGAGCGACAGGCCUAGCCGGGUCCCCAACGUCCCAUCUUACUGCUGCCUUAUUAAUGAUAGGUGUCGGAGUGAUUCUAGUGACAGUCAGUGGUGCAGCGUGGCGGAUGACCGCCCCGGGCGCUCCGCCGUGUCUCGGGCUCGGCUCGACCGUCGACCUGGGACGCUGCUCGCGGAGGCCUUGCGGGCGAGGUGGAAGCACACCACACGGACUGCUGUAUCCCGAGUUUCAGCAUCGGCCACCACCGCCAUCGUACCAGGCCAGCAUGCAGGAGUACAGAUUAAGGUUACUGCUCCUGGACCGGGACCGGCAGUCGGGAAGGAUGCGUAGCACCGCCUCUCCACCACCAACCUACCGCUCGAACGUCGGAAGUCUGCUAAGAAUACCGCUGAGCUCGCGGUACAACAACGGUGGCAGCAGCAACAGCAUAUUCGGCGGUAUCAGCGGCAUCAUCAGUGGCGCCGUCGGCGGUGGCGGCGGCGGAGGGUCGAGCAACAGUGUUAACAAUGUGCCACCGGGUGCGGAUCCGCAAGUGAACAGCUCGCCGAACGGGCCACCGGAGCACCACCCCCCGAAUCCGUACGCCGAAGGCCACAGUACCCUUCCGCCGAGCUACCGUUCGGUGCAUCUCGGCGUAGAAACGCUGCACCGGCAGUCGCCAUCAACACCGCAAGCGCAACCACAAUGCAGCAGAAAUUUGGGCCAUACGAGGGAUGAUAAUAUUCAGGAGCUGGCGGGUGGCGAAGGAAACCCGAACGUGCCGGAUGGGGCGGCUCAUCAUACAUCAUCCAUAAUUAAAAUCGACGAUCGGCGCCACUCGAUGGUACCGUCGACGGAGGGCAUCGGGGCGGCGGGCUCGGUCCGGGAGGCAUCGACUAAGCGGAGAAGUUCCGUACCCGGCACGUCACUAAUCGAUACGCGGUCGGAAUCGGCAGCACCGCGCAACGAUGGUGGUGGUAGUGACCCGACGCACGCCACCAGCUACAACACCGGCCUGAAGGAUCUGGUCACGAUUGUUACCAUAUCCGGCACGAUUGAACCAUCCGCGAGCGGGCCGGCAAAGGCCGUCUACACGACCAGCAAUGGCUCGAACGGUGGAACGGUUCCCUCGCCGCCCGGCAACGGUGCCACGUGUACAUUAUUAAACUCCAACUCGACGCCCCUGGUGGCCACGGUUAUACCGGUGAGCAAAUCGUCCACCGGUGGCGGCCAACUGUAG